Molecule: messenger RNA, 2325 nt
Organism: Elephantulus edwardii (Cape elephant shrew)
Lineage: Eukaryota; Metazoa; Chordata; Mammalia; Macroscelidea; Macroscelididae
Gene: MMEL1
Product: membrane metallo-endopeptidase-like 1
Exons: 23
Coding region: 1-2325 (774 amino acids)
Biological process (GO): protein processing
Cellular component (GO): plasma membrane
Molecular function (GO): metalloendopeptidase activity
Source: RefSeq, a predicted model, not a curated record
AUGGGCGAAUCUGAGAUCGAGAUGGAGGAGAUGUUGGAGGACAGAGCCCAGCCCACAGGGCAGAAGCGCCAUUGCUGUCUGGAGAGGGCGCAGCUGGUCCUCAUGGCCGGAGCCCUCGUAGCCUUGGGCGUGCUCUGGGCCAACAGCAGAGGGAAGCAGCUGCCACCGUUCACUAGCCUGCUUUGUCUCUCAAAGGACGAGAGGACCAGUGUGGAGCGGAAACCCCGAGCCGUCCAAGAGAAUGAAGUCUGUACCAGCCCAGCCUGUGUGAUAGCAGCUGCCAGGAUCCUCCAGAACAUGGACUCAUCUCAGAAUCCAUGUGACGAUUUCUACCAGUACGCGUGUGGCGGCUGGCUGAAGCACCACGUGAUCCCUGAGACCAACUCACGGUACAGCGUCUUCGACAUCCUCCGGGACGAGCUGGAGGUCAUCCUCAAAGGGAUGCUGGAGAAUUCCACGUCCAAGGACCGGCCAGCCGUGGAGAAAGCCAAGACCCUGUACCGUUCCUGCAUGAAUGAAAGCAUGAUCGAGAAUCGAGACUCCCAACCACUGCAGAACAUCUUGAAGAAGCUGGGAGGCUGGCCGGUGACCACAGACAAUUGGAAUGAGACCAUGGGUUCCGAGUGGAAGCUGGAGCAUCAGCUGGCCGUGCUGAACAUGCAUUUCAACAAGCGUGUCCUCAUAGACCUCUUCAUCUGGAAUGAUGACCAGGACUCGAACAGCUAUAUCAUCUACAUAGACCAGCCCACCUUGGGCAUGCCAUCCCGGGAGUACUACUUCAGCAACGGCAGUGGCAAGAAGGUACGGAAUGCUUACCUGCAGUUCAUGAUCUCCGUGGCCACGUUGCUGAGGAUGGACAUGAACCUUCCCAAGAAUGACACAAUGGUGCAUAAGGACAUGGCAGAAGUUCUGGAGUUGGAAACACAGUUGGCUAAUGCCACCGUCCCCCAAGAGGAAAGGCAUGAUGUCACCACCCUGUACCACCGGAUGAGCCUCGAGGAGCUGCAGAACAAAUUUAAGCUGAAGGGGUUUAACUGGAUUUUAUUCAUACAAACUGUGCUAGCCUCUGUCACAAUCCGGCUGCUGCCACAAGAGGAAAUAGUGGUUUAUGGAAUCCCCUACCUCAAGAAUCUCGAGGCCAUCAUAGACGCCUACCCAGCCAGGACCAUCCAGAACUACUUGAUGUGGCGGCUGGUGCAAGACCGCAUCAGCAGCCUGAGUCAGCGAUUCAAGGACACUCGGAUGGACUACCGCAGGACGCUGUACGGCACGACGGUUGAGGAGACACGUUGGCGGGAGUGCGUCAGUUACGUCAACAGCAACAUGGAGAAUGCCGUAGGCUCUCUCUAUGUCAGGAAUGCCUUCCCCAAAGACAGCAAGGAGAUGGUGAGAAAUCUCAUUGAAAAGCUGCAGGCAGUGUUUGUGGACAAUCUGGAUGAGCUGAGCUGGAUGGACAGUGAGUCCAAGAACAAAGCCCAGGAGAAGGCCAUGAACAUGCGAGAGCAGAUUGGUUAUCCCGACUACAUCCUGGAGGAGUCGAACCAGCAGCUGGACAUGGAGUACUCCAAUCUGGACUUCUCUGAGGAUCUGUACUUUGAGAACACCUUGCAGAACCUCAAGGCCAGUGCCCAGAGGAGCAUCAAGAAGCUUCGGGAGAAGGUGGACCCAAAUCUCUGGAUCAUCGGGGCAGCAGUGGUCAAUGCAUUCUACUCCCCAAACCGAAACCAGAUUGUGUUCCCCGCCGGGAUCCUCCAGCCCCCCUUCUUCAGCAAGGAGCAGCCACAGGCCUUGAACUUCGGGGGCAUCGGCAUGGUGAUUGGGCACGAAAUCACCCACGGCUUUGACGACAAUGGCCGGAAUUUUGACAAAGAUGGCAACAUGCUGGAUUGGUGGAGCAACUUCUCGGCUCAGCACUUCAGAAAACAGUCAGAAUGCAUGAUCUACCAAUACAACAACUACAGCUGGAACCUCGCAGAUAAUCAGAACGUGAAUGGGUUCAGCACGCUUGGGGAAAACAUUGCUGACAAUGGAGGGGUACGGCAGGCAUAUAAGGCUUACCUGAAGUGGCUGAUGGACGGCGGUAAAGAUUUUCAGCUGCCAGGCUUGGAAAUGACCCACACACAGCUUUUCUUUAUCAACUAUGCCCAGGUGUGGUGUGGGUCCUACCGACCUGAAUUUGCCAUCCAGUCCAUCAAGACAGAUGUCCACAGUCCCCUGAAGUACAGGGUGCUGGGCUCACUGCAGAACCUGGGCGCCUUCGCGGAGGCAUUCAGCUGUGCGGAGGGCACUCCAAUGCACCCGAAGGAGCAAUGUCGCAUCUGGUAG